AGCGGCACUUUCCCGUGAGGCGGAAGUGACGCUGUGCGCACUCGCGUGUUUAUUUCCGCUCUCUCUCCCCUCCUUAAAGCGGCAGCCAUGGCGUUGGAGACGGUGCCGAAGGACCUGCGGCACCUGAGGGCUUGUUUGCUGUGUUCCUUGGUCAAGACCAUUGACCAGUUUGAGUUUGACGGCUGCGACAACUGCGACUCCUAUCUGCAGAUGAAGGGCAACCGCGAGAUGGUCUACGACUGCACCAGUUCGUCAUUCGACGGCAUUAUUGCGAUGAUGAGCCCGGAAGACAGCUGGGUCUCCAAGUGGCAGCGAAUUAGUAACUUCAAGCCCGGGGUGUACGCUGUGUCCGUAACGGGCCGUCUGCCCCAAGGCAUCGUGCGAGAGCUGAAGAGCCGCGGAGUGGCCUACAAGUCCCGGGACACGGCCAUAAAGACCUAAGUCUCUCAGCCGGCUUUCCCGCUGGCAGAGAUGGGCGCCUUUUACACAGAGCUCUCUUUGCCUGGCCUAUGGAGGGCUCCAUCUUUCCCCCUCCUGACAACUGAGCUCAGUAGGAGUCUUCUCAAGAAGCCGCAAGGAGGAGCGACAACCAUUCCUGGGGGUUUAUGUAAAUACUCUUUUAAUAAAUGUGUCGGUGGGAUCAGAAA
This is a messenger RNA of Sceloporus undulatus (fence lizard), 647 nucleotides long. RefSeq names its product SPT4 homolog, DSIF elongation factor subunit (gene SUPT4H1). The record is from RefSeq and is a predicted model, not a curated record. Lineage: Eukaryota; Metazoa; Chordata; Lepidosauria; Squamata; Phrynosomatidae. Bases 88 to 441 code for a protein of 117 amino acids. The transcript has 5 exons. Gene Ontology annotation, biological process: chromatin organization; mRNA processing; positive regulation of DNA-templated transcription, elongation. Gene Ontology annotation, cellular component: DSIF complex; nucleus. Gene Ontology annotation, molecular function: zinc ion binding; RNA polymerase II complex binding.